This is a messenger RNA of Exophiala dermatitidis NIH/UT8656, 2142 nucleotides long. RefSeq lists its product as uncharacterized. The record is from RefSeq and is a predicted model, not a curated record. Gene Ontology annotation, cellular component: nucleus; cytoplasm. Gene Ontology annotation, biological process: mRNA pseudouridine synthesis; tRNA pseudouridine synthesis. The transcript has a single exon. Lineage: Eukaryota; Fungi; Ascomycota; Eurotiomycetes; Chaetothyriales; Herpotrichiellaceae. The coding region runs from base 1 to 2142 and encodes 713 amino acids. Gene Ontology annotation, molecular function: RNA binding; pseudouridine synthase activity.
AUGGCGGACCCAAGCUCAGAAUCGGGCUAUAGCAACUACAGCACGGCUGAGCUGAUUGAGCGCAUCUCGGCGUUGGAGCGACAACUCCGCGAGCAAACUGCGCGGGUGUCUUCGCUCAGUGGAAGUGAUGGCAAAUCUACAUCUAUAUCAACAUCUACUUCAGACGCAAGAGCAACCACUUCCACCUCCAACGCAGCUCCAAAUCCACAAUCACAAGCACAAUCACAAGCACAAUCACAAGCACAAUCACAAGCACAAUCACAAGCACGGUCACGAGCAAGGUCACGCUCCGCAUCACCCUCCAGACGCGCCCAACCAUUCGAUCCCAGCAAGUACACGACCCGCCACAUCGCGUUGAAAUUCGCAUACCUCGGCGGCCGGUACAACGGGUACGAGCACGCGAAUGGGAACGUGGCGCCCCUACCUACGAUCGAGGAAGUAUUGUGGAAAGCACUCUGCAAGGCCCGACUGAUCAGUCCGCCCGUGGCCGAGGGGGCGGACCAAUCCACAGAUGUGGUGUGGGAGAAACACAGGCGGCUUUUGCUGUAUACGGACGGCAAGAGUGGAGGGAAAGACGAGGCGAAAGGGAAAAUCAGGCUGGAUGUCAAUUGGGACGGGUGUCAAUACAGCAAAUGUGGGAGAACGGAUAGAGGCGUGAGCGCGUUCGGACAGGUCGUUGGGAUCCGGGUGCGGAGUAAUCGGCCUAUCGAAAAGGGAAAACCACGACGACAAGAAUCACAGUCCAAAUCUUCGACGUCUACAGCGACAACAAAUACCGUCCCGCCGGACGGCCAGUCGGAGUUAGAUGAUCAAGAUGCGCUUAUGAUGCCGAUGCCCUCGAUUGACGUGGAAGAUCUGGAAGCCGAGUCCUAUGCCAGACCGUUUGAUCCGAUCAAGGAUGAACUCCCGUACGCAAACAUCCUCAAUGCCAUCUUACCGCCGGAUAUCCGUGUGCUCGCUUGGUGUCCGGACCCGCCGCCGAACUUUGACGCGCGCUUCUCCUGCCGUCAACGGCGGUACAAGUAUUUCUUCACGAAUCCGGCGUUCUGUCCUACUCCCGGCCCGAGGGGUCUGAGAUCUACCUCUGCUGUUGCGGAGGGGGACGAAAAGCAAAGCCAGAUCAGAGAAGGGUGGCUGGACAUCGAGAAGAUGCGCGAGGCCGCAAAGAAGUUGGAGGGAUUGCAUGAUUUUCGUAAUCUGUGCAAGAUCGACCCGAGCAAACAGAUGCCUAGCUGUGAGCGGAGAAUCACGUAUGCCGACAUUGUCGAGUGGGAGGAUACGGGCAAGAUGUUCUCGUCGCACCCGGCGCUGAAUCAGACUGGCGCCAGUAGCUCGGGACUGGACAGUGCGUCUAAUUCCAACGGUCUGAAUGUUGCCGCUUUGCUUGGAAAAGGGGACGCAUAUUCGUCAUCCCCGUCGCCCACUGUGGCUGGGGUUGGAGGUGCAAGUGGACCUAAAGUCUAUGCUUUCUGUGUCCAUGGAUCUGCGUUUUUAUGGCACCAAGUCCGAUGCAUGGUUGCAAUAUUGUUCCUUGUAGGCCAGGGACUGGAGCAACCGAGUAUCGUUGACGACUUACUCGAUGUCGAGAAGACUCCCACAAGACCGAUGUACGAGAUGGCCGACGACGCCCCGUUGGUGUUGUGGGACUGUAUCUUCCCGGACAAUACCGAUGGGAACGGGGAAAACGAUAUGAUGACCGACUCGCUCAAUUGGAUUUAUGUGGGCGAUGAAGCCGGCCUCGCUGCACUCGGGGGUAAGGGCGAUGGCAAAUUCGGGCCUAAUGGCAUCGCCGAGGACUUGUGGGGACAGUGGAGAGAAGCCAAGAUGCAAGAAGUCCUGGCUGGUAGCCUGCUUGAUCUCGUCAUCGCCCAGGGUGACGGUUGUGCGUUGACCCGUGAGCGUGGCGGCGGCCGUGGCAGUCAGAAGGUCUUUGAUGGCGGCAGCGUUGCUAGGCUUGCGGGUCGCUAUGUGCCGGUGAUGAAAAAGCCCAGGAUGGACGCCUUACAUGUGCAGAAUGCUAGGUGGCUGAAUGGGCGGAAGAUGAGGCGCGAUGCUAAGGCUCGGGAGGCAGUAGAAGCACAGGAACGGACGAACGGAGCAGCCGAUGCCACAGCCGGGAUUCCCACCGAACAGGACGAGUAG